AUGGAGGCCAGCAGGAGGCUGAUGAAGGAGCUUGAAGAAAUCCGCAAAUGUGGAAUGAAAAACUUCCGUAACAUCCAGGUUGAUGAAGCUAAUUUAUUGACUUGGCAAGGGCUUAUUGUUCCUGACAACCCUCCAUAUGAUAAGGGGGCCUUCAGAAUCAAAAUCAACUUUCCAGCAGAAUACCCAUUCAAACCACCGAAGAUCACAUUUAAAACAAAGAUCUAUCACCCGAACAUCGAUGAAAAGGGGCAGGUCUGUCUGCCAGUAAUUAGUGCUGAAAACUGGAAGCCAGCAACCAAAACCGACGAAGUAAUCCAGUCCCUCAUAGCACUGGUGAACGACCCCCAGCCCAAGCACCCACUUCGGGCUGACCUAGCUGAAGAAUACUCUGAGAACCAUAAAAAAUUCUGUAAGAAUGCUGAAGAGUUUACAAAGAAAUACGGGGAGAAGCGACCUGUGGACUAA
This is a messenger RNA of Neomonachus schauinslandi (Hawaiian monk seal), 465 nucleotides long. RefSeq names its product ubiquitin-conjugating enzyme E2 L3-like. NCBI's taxonomy places the organism in Eukaryota, Metazoa, Chordata, Mammalia, Carnivora, Phocidae. Gene Ontology annotation, molecular function: ubiquitin conjugating enzyme activity. Gene Ontology annotation, biological process: protein polyubiquitination; ubiquitin-dependent protein catabolic process. The transcript has a single exon. The record is from RefSeq and is a predicted model, not a curated record. The coding region runs from base 1 to 465 and encodes 154 amino acids. Gene Ontology annotation, cellular component: nucleus.